This is a messenger RNA of Rhineura floridana, 2422 nucleotides long. It is a transcript of the gene SPIC, whose product is annotated as Spi-C transcription factor. The transcript has 6 exons. Gene Ontology annotation, cellular component: nucleus. Lineage: Eukaryota; Metazoa; Chordata; Lepidosauria; Squamata; Rhineuridae. Gene Ontology annotation, molecular function: DNA-binding transcription factor activity, RNA polymerase II-specific; sequence-specific DNA binding. Bases 180 to 917 code for a protein of 245 amino acids. Gene Ontology annotation, biological process: regulation of transcription by RNA polymerase II; cell differentiation. The record is from RefSeq and is a predicted model, not a curated record.
UGCGAUGCACUCUUCUGGGGGCACCAGUAGGGGGCAUGGACUGCACUCCCAUGAAAGUAGCAGGCAGAUGGCGGAGGGACCCCGAGUAAGAACCAGAGAAGUGGAGCUCUCUCAGGGUGAGAAAUGGAGAGGAAACGAAAAUUCCUAGGCUCGAAGAUCUGGCAUUUGCUUUUUAAAAAAUGAGUUUUACAGACCAGGACUUGUUAGGACAAGCCCUUGAAGAUGCCUUAGAGGUGUUACAGCAGCAUUCUGAUGGUGACUUCAUGUAUGUGCCAGAAGACUAUAAAAACUGCCUGACGUACUAUCACCAUUCUCUUCGAGCAAAUCCAAGUUACCUGGCAGAAUCUUCCACAGACAACCCAAUAUAUAGCUGGAAGAACACAGUAAAUAUUGAAGAAGACUUCUAUCUGGAUGGAGCUGAGUACCACACCCUGCAGAUUGCUCCAGAAAGCUCAGAGAUGUGUGCUAUACCUCUACAGCAAAAAGGCAGGAAAGGCAGGAAGAAGCUCCGUCUGUUUGAGUAUCUUCACGAGUCUCUCCAUAAUCCAGACAUGGCAAACUGCAUCCAGUGGAUAGAUAAGCCUAAUGGUGUCUUCCAGUUUGUUUCCAAAAACAAGGAGACAUUGGCAGAGCUAUGGGGGGAACGCAAGGGAAAUCGUAAAAUCAUGACUUACCAGAAAAUGGCCAGAGCCCUGAGGAAUUAUGGAAGAACAGGAGAAAUAAUUAAAAUCCGAAGGAAGCUGACCUAUCAGUUUGGUGCUGUGGUUUUGCAAAGGCUUUCUCCAGCCUACUUUCUGGAGAAAGAUGGAGAUUUUGAUCAACAUCCCCAAGAUGAUCAAAAGUGCCAGUAUGCAGACAACUGGCUUUCCUAUUGUUACAUGCGUAACAAGGAUCAUGAACUACAGCAGGCUUACUGAAAUACAAAUUCAUUCUGUUAUGGGUCUUAGAGAAACUUUGAAGCCUAGCAACAUUUCUCCAAUAUAGAUCCCCCCCCCAAAAAAUCUUGAGAUGUCACAUUGUGCAUAUGUACACAGACUUACAUGGGUUUUUCUUUCUAGCAAGCUUUCAUAUUCACAUAAUCCCUUCUUCAAGCUAAACUGGAAUAGUCAUAGAAGAUGUUUAAGGCCGUACUCCACACAUACCUGAUGAUGAGUCCCACUGAACUCAGCAGAGCUUAAGUCUAAGAAGACAUAUACAGCUGUAAAGUUCCUAAAAGGGGGGGGAGUCAAGAAGACAGAGAACAGAUUAUUGCAACAUAUUGAUUUUAACAAUAUUGAUUUAGAAGCAAGUCCUGUUGAUUUCAAUAGAUAUUUCUUCUAACUCACUGCACCAUCUUAAGCAUGUUUACUUAGAAGUAAAGCCCACUGAACUGAAUUCCCUGUAAGUGUGUUCACGAUUUCAACCUUAAUAGUAAGGUUUAACGGCACAUUAUAUGCACAAACACAAAGCUAAGAUCUCUGAACAUCCUCAUGCAUCCAACACGUUAAGAAUUACUGUGGCUUGUGUGUCUUCAAUGGCUUUUGCAAUUAAUUUACAUCUUACUGUAUGUAUCAUAUUAAAUAUCACUUUAUUUAACAGGCAUGUUUGAGAUUCUUCAGAUUUUUUUAUCAGCCCUCACAUUACAUGGGAUAUUUUUUUUGUUAUUAAUAUUCAACAACAGCCAGCAGGUACAGAAAUCCACAUGAACAAACUACGGCAGCUCAAAAAUCCUUAGAAAUGUUGCUUUCGUAAAAAUAAUAAUGAUUUGCCCCCAUGGCCCAUAUGAUGGCCGGAUAUGUCCCAUUCCAGCAACAUCCAUUUUCAGGGCUACUUGUUACAUUCUCCUAAGAAUAGAAACAACUGUCAGUGUUGGUUCUCUCAGUUUCUCAUGUUUCCAAUCUUAAAUUCAGUUUGGCAGAAUAUUGCAAAAUAAUAAUAAUCCUCAUGAAAAUCUUCAGCAGUUUACUCUGAAUUUCUCCUAAUAAGUACAUUUUUGUAUGCAGUUUUGACUAAUAUACACAUUUCUGCAAGCAAGUUCUCCUAAUACAAUGCAUUCUUGUAUGUUAUUUUCACUAAUACAUUCAUUUUCAUGCACACUUUAUUAUAUCCAUUUUCGUAAUCAUUGCUUUGGUUGCAGAAUUCAGGUAAGUGCAAAUUUCAGAGGAUGGUUGUUUUUCAGUUCUCAUAUUGUCUCAGAAAAUGCAAAUUUGAUAGAUUCAGCUUUUAAUAUAACCUGAAUUGAAUUCCUCCUCUAUCCCUACAUCCUCAGCUGAUUCCAACUUCUAUGGCCACCACCUAUAUCAACCAACACCUUUUCUCAAUAUCAGCAUUAGGUGUUCCGAUCAUCCUGGAUGCAACUUCUGCUUACCAAAAGUGGCCCACUAGGCAGAAUGUCUUACCAUUUAUUGUAUUGCUUUUCAAUGAUUGUUGUUGUUGCUGUACA